Molecule: messenger RNA, 330 nt
Organism: Helianthus annuus (common sunflower)
Lineage: Eukaryota; Viridiplantae; Streptophyta; Magnoliopsida; Asterales; Asteraceae
Exons: 1
Coding region: 1-330 (109 amino acids)
Source: RefSeq, a predicted model, not a curated record
AUGGCGUCUGGAGCUGCCGGAGACUCCAUUUUCGGCAACGUAUUCGGCGGAUGCAUCUCCAGCGACGACAUCGGCAUCAAGCGCCGUCCAUACCACCGCAACUGCAGUUGCGCUCUUCACAAAUCCGGCGAAAACCAUCACUGUUCUCACGCUCUCCCUCCGAAAGUAUCGUAUCCGGUUAGAAGGUCGUGGAGUGAAGGUUGUUUGGUGGCGAUGACGUCAGCCGCUGCGGCGUCGUCUCCUGGAUCUUCUCCGUGUUGUCCUUCUUCUCCGGCGCCGGCUAGUUCUGUUACGGCGAGGUUGCCGCCGCAUGCUCCGUAUCAUCAUUAG